Molecule: messenger RNA, 1311 nt
Organism: Penicillium cinerascens
Lineage: Eukaryota; Fungi; Ascomycota; Eurotiomycetes; Eurotiales; Aspergillaceae
Product: phosphatidyl synthase
Exons: 2
Coding region: 1-1311 (436 amino acids)
Biological process (GO): glycerophospholipid biosynthetic process
Cellular component (GO): mitochondrion
Source: RefSeq, a predicted model, not a curated record
AUGGCCACAGCCGAUGGGUUCGGGUCUCAGAGGGUCCACAAGGACGCCGAUCGGGCCGACCUUUACGGUGGACCUAACGUCGUCAUCCCUCCUAGUCAUUUAAUGGCCUCGUCUCACGAUCGGAACUUGUCUUCUUCAAAAAUGUCAAACCAGCACAUCGAAGAAGAAGUUGUCUCCUCCGAGGAAGAGUCUCCCCAGGUUGACACCCCCUCUUCUACCCCGCCAGUUGUCACCAGCGACGACUUUGCCCUCGCCUUCGAUAUCGAUGGCGUCUUCGUCAAGGGCGGGGAGCCCAUUCCAGAGGCUGUGGAGGCCAUGAAGUAUAUCAAUGGCGAAAACCCAUACGGAAUUAAAGUACCCUACAUCUUCCUUACCAACGGUGGCGGCAAGACCGAAGAGGAACGAUGUCGCGAUCUCAGUCGUCAACUCGAAUACGAAGUUGACCCCGGCCAGUUCAUCUGUGGACACACUCCCAUGCGAGAAAUGGCCGAGCACUACGGCACCGUCCUGGUCGUCGGUGGUGAAGGCGAGAAGUGUCGCAUUGUGGCCGAGGGAUAUGGAUUCAAGGAUGUCAUCACCCCCGGAGACAUCAUCAAGACACAACACGAUGCGACCCCCUUCCGCAAAUUAACCGACGAGGAAUACAAGAAUUCCCGAGAGCUCGACUUGGAGAAAGUUCGAAUUGAAGCCGUCUUCGUCUUCGCCGAUAGCCGCGACUGGGCUGGUGACCAGCAAAUUAUUCUGGAUGUCCUAAUGACCCAACAUGGACAACUCAACACACGGUCCGAGACCUUCGACGAGGGCCCACCUGUUUACUUCUCCCACAACGACGUGUUGUGGUCCACCUCACACGAGCACUCGCGUAUUGGCAUGGGUGCCCUGCGAGCCUCGCUCGAGGCUCUAUACAAGGCUGUCACCGGCGGAAAGGAACUCAAAACGGUCGCAUUUGGCAAGCCGCAGAUGGGCACCUUCGCAUUCGCAACGCGACUCCUCCAGGAAUGGCGGAGUGAGACCUGUGGCAUUGACAAGCCUCCCGCCACGGUCUAUUUCUUCGGUGAUACUCCCGAGUCCGACAUUCGCGGUACCAAUGAGUUCAACAGGUCCUCCGAGAUCGAGUGGUACUCCGUCCUCGUGGCGACUGGUGUCUGGCAAGAGGGGACCAUCCCCCGUUUCCCGCCCAGGAAGAUCUGCAAGAACAUCUUCGAGGGAGUCAAAUUCGCCAUUGAUCGUGAGGCCCAGAAGCUGCGUGGUCGCGGUGCCUCUUUCAGCAUGUUCACGGAUGAUAUCAAGUCGAUCCAGCUGAACAAGUAA